AACGCUCGUUCCACUCGCAUACAGUCAGACGGAAAUAUCUUAAAUGUAUGCCGUCUUGCACGCUCGGGAAUAGCGGAUUCAAGUGACAGGGUGCCGUAUCCCCGGUAGCAUGUAGUACAUUAAUAGUGAGCUUCGUUCUUCGGAACUCAGUCUGUGGUGCGAGGUGCUGGAAGUACGGAAGUACGAACACUAUGACGAAACAUUUGAUAUCAGUCGCGUCGGUGCUGGUCGUGGCUGUUUUACAUCAUGUAUGGGCAUCAAGGAUCCUGGCCAUAUGUCCAUCGAGUUCGAUCAGCCAUCAAAUCGUGUUUCGUGGGCUGACAAUGGCUCUGAGGGAGCGAGGCCACGAGCUUGUCGUCGUAACGACGGACCCAGUCGACGACCCGGCCUUGAAAAACUACACCGAGAUAAGCAUCAACUUUCUAUACAAGGACUUUAUUCAACAUGUGGAUUGGGUUACUAACCGGGAACACGAAACCUGGUUCGACGUAGUUGCCAAUUGGACUCCCGCGUUCAAGUCGCAGGCUGAUCGCAUCCUCAACCUACCAGAACUCAGGAACCUCUACGCACCGGAUAGUGGGGAAAAGUUUGACCUACUAAUUAUCGAGGCGUUUUAUUGGCCUGUAUUUUUACCACUCGGUAAACGAUUUGACGUUCCAGUUAUAGGUCUAACGUCUCUGGGGUUGACUACCAAUAUUCAUUACGCAAUUGGUAAUCCAGUACUGUCCUCUCAUCCGUCACACUGGGACGCUGGGAAGGCUGUGCUGGGAGAGUUGACGCUGUGGCAAAGACUAAAGAAUUUCGUGAGGAUAUGGAGAUAUCUGUACCAUUACCAAAGCGCUAUCAUUUCGACGCAACAGGAGGUAGCAUGGAAAUAUUUUGGAAAUGAUGUACCUGAUCUCCGAGAUCUUGAAAAAAACAUCAGCUUGAUUUUCGUUAAUCAGCAAGCGCCCAUUUCAUACCUCAGACCUAAUACUCCCAGGAUUAUUGAAAUUGGUGGAUUCCACGUCUCGAAGCAGGUGAAACCUCUCUCGAAGGAUCUUCAGAGGACCUUAGACAAAGCCACGCAAGGUUUCAUAUACAUGAGCCUUGGAUCAAAUGUCAAAAGUUCCAUGUUGAGUAAUGAAAUACGAGAUGAAUUCAUCGCAACAUUUUCAAAAUUGCCCUACACCGUUAUCUGGAAAUACGAGGAUGAGUUUCUUCCCGGCCUGCCAGAGAACGUGAUAAUCAUGAAGUGGACCCCGCAGCAGUCUAUUUUAGCGCAUCCGAAUAUAAAAGCUUUCAUAUACCAAGGAGGUCUACAAAGUACAGAGGAAGCGAUUUCUCACAUCGUUCCCGUUAUCGGGUUACCAGUAUUUGCUGACCAGGACAUGAUGGUGGAGAAAAUGGUGUCUUUAGGAGUUGGGAAAAAGUUGGAAAUCCUUACUCUGAACAGGGCAGAUUUACUCGAAGCGAUACACUCAGUUGUACAGGACAGCAGCUACAAGCAACGUAUGCUGAAUUUGCGUGACUUGCUGAAAGAUAAGCCGUACGAUUCGUUGGAGAACGCGAUUUGGUGGACGGAACACGUGAUACGUCACAAGGGUGCCCCUUAUCUGCACUCUACGACAGCCGACGAUCCCUGGUAUCAGCGGCAAGACAUGGACUUGAUUUUCAUUAUUUCAACUGUGAUUUUGAUAGCUUUCAGUAUAACAUUAGUUGUAUUACAUAAGUUGAUGGUUCGCAGUAUUCGUGUGCUUAAACAUCGGUUGCCCGACCGCAAAAAGCACAAAGCAUAUUGUCAUCAAAUUGCAUUUCGAGGAUUGACGCUGGCGUUGAGGGAGCGAGGUCACGAGCUCGUUGUAGUCACUCCUAACCCGAUCAACGACCCAACCCUGAAGAACUACACGGAGAUAGAUGUGAGCUUCGUGUAUGAACACCUCAGAUUGGAUUGGAUAUCUGUUGUAAAAAAGUACACGUGGUGGGACUUUGUCAUGAAAUCAACACCGAAAUUUUUGAUGAUAACUGAAGGCAUCCUCAGCCAUCCAGAACUGCAGAAAUUGUACGAACCGGAAAGUGGAGAAACGUUUGAUUUGUUACUAUUUGAGACAAUUCGAUGGCCUGCUCUUCUGCUUCUUGCUAAGCGAUUCGAAAUUCCAGUCAUAGGAAUUACGUCACUGAGUCCGACUAACCAAGUGCACUAUCAGUUUGGCAAUCCUAUAAUGCCUUCUCAGCCGCCAUAUUCGAACGGCAGAGGAAUAGGCUUGGAAAAGUUGACAUUUUGGCAAAGACUAUGCAACUUUGUACAGACGUGGAGAUUUCUGUUUCACUACAGAACAACGUACAUGCAGAUGCAGCAGGAAAUUGCGAGAAAAUAUUUUGGAAACGAUAUUCCGGAUCUUUGUGACUUGGAAAAAAAUGUCAGUUUGGUUUUCGCCAACCAACAGGCACCAAUUUCAUACGUCCGUCCGAAUGUUCCCAAGAUAAUCGAUAUUGGUGGAUUGCACAUUUCGGAUCGGCUCGAGCCUCUAUCAAAGGACCUUCGGAUGAUUUUGGACGAAGCAACCCAAGGCUUCGUAUACAUGAGCCUUGGAACAAACACCAAAAGUGCUUCGUUAAGUAACGAAAUGCGGGGCGAAUUUAUUGCUGCGUUUUCGGAAAUGCCCUACACCGUUAUUUGGAAAUAUGAAGACGACCUUCUUCCGGGUCAGCCGGACAACGUCCAUACCAUGAAAUGGAUUCCACAACAGUCAGUCCUGGCGCAUCCCAACAUCAAAGUUUUCAUAUACCAAGGAGGACUUCAGAGUACAGAGGAGGCGAUUUUUCAUGCUGUUCCUGUGAUCGGAUUACCAGUUCUCGGUGAUCAAAUACCAAAUAUCGACAAGAUUGUCUCUCUUGGAGUCGGUAAGAAGCUGGACAUCUCCAGCGUCGACCGAUUCGACCUAGUGGAAGCGAUACAAUCCAUCGUGCGCGAUGACAGCUACAAGCGAAGCAUGCGGAAAUUGCGGGACUUGGUGAAAGACAAGCCGUACGAUUCGUUGGAAAACGCGGUUUGGUGGACGGAACACGUGAUACGUCACAAAGGUGCUCCUCAUCUCCAUUCGACGACAGCCGACGAUCCUUGGUAUCAGCGACAAGACAUGGACUUGAUUUUUUUGAUCACUACUAUUAUAUGGACAGCUCUUAGUAUAGCACUAGGAGUCUCAUACGAACUGUUAGCUUACGGCAUUCAUUCCCUCAAUCGUCAGCACUUGAUUAGGAAAAAGGAAAAAGUGUAUUAA
This is a messenger RNA of Neodiprion virginianus, 3260 nucleotides long. RefSeq lists its product as uncharacterized. Gene Ontology annotation, molecular function: UDP-glycosyltransferase activity. The transcript is spliced from 10 exons. The record is from RefSeq and is a predicted model, not a curated record. NCBI's taxonomy places the organism in Eukaryota, Metazoa, Arthropoda, Insecta, Hymenoptera, Diprionidae. Bases 192 to 3260 code for a protein of 1022 amino acids.